AUAUUUCUUGUGAAGAACUGUACUGUUGUUAAAAAAUUCUGUCGUGGGGAUUGUUGCAUCCAAAUAUCGAAAGCAUCAAUUGGAUAGCCGGUGUCAGCUGUUGUCAUCACCAAGGGUGCUUUUUGUGCAAGUUGGGGAUCAAAACUAUGCCCACCGGCUCCACUUUGAGGACCUGAGAAUAAAGACACCCGCUAAGUCACAAUGGAUGCCAAAUUCAUCAAGCUGCUGCUACUAGGCGGAGCCGCCCGCUUUUACUUCUGUCGAACCUCAUUGGGAACCGUCAUAGGAAACCGGGUGGAGUUCGCGACGCCAUUGAACUCCCACAAGCGCAUGCAAGAGGGAAUCUUUCUGCUCCAAAAUGGCAUCGAUCCGUACCAGGGCGAUGUAGUUCACGAGACGCCCCUAAUCCUGAGCGCCCUCUCUGGCUUAUUUCGAAACUUCCCACAGUUCUUACCAGUUUUCUAUAUUCUUUUGGACAUAUUCACCGCUGCCUUGUUGUACAUGAUGGCCCAGCGCUUUGUGCGGAAGAAGCAGGAUCAGCAGAAUGUUGAGACAAAGGAAUACGCCACAGAUACCACUGAGCUCCAGUUCAGCGGCAGCGACAAGAUGGACAUUCCCGAGUUGGUAAUCGUAGCAUAUCUGUUUAAUCCACUCACAGUGCUCAGUUGCGUCGGCAUGACUUCGACGGUGUUUAGCAACUUGUUUUUGGCCGCCUUCCUGUACUGCCUCACAAAAGGACUACUCCUUCCCUGCCUUUUAAUUCUCGCUUUCGAAACCGUUCGAAGUUUCUAUCCUGUCGUCCUACUGGCCCCACUGUUGCUCACUUUUUCGGGCCGUUCCAUCCGAAGUGGCUUCCUGAUAUCAUUGCUUUUCGCUGCCUGUUGCCUAGUCAUAUCAGUUGCGAACUUUUUUGUCCUCAAUAGCUGGAACUUCUUGGACGGCACCCUUGGAUUUAUCUUUUAUUUCCGUGACCUCCAGCCGAAUAUCGGAUUGUUCUGGUACUUCUUCACCGAAAUGUUUGAACACUUCCGCAUUAUGUUCCUAAUAACAUUCCAACUGAACGCCACUGUCCUGUAUCUGUUGCCGCUAAGUAUUAAGCUUCGUAGAGAACCCCUCCUGCUUGCCACCAUCCUGGUAGCACUUAUGGCCGUGUUUAGAGCCUAUCCCAGUUUGGGUGAUGUGGGCUUCUACUUGGCCUUGCUGCCGCUUUGGAAACGCUGCUGGAAAUUCAUGGCCCAUGGGUUUGUUGUCUUCACAUUCUUCAUCGUCACUCUGUCCAUGAUGGGUGUUCUGUGGCAUUUAUGGAUCUAUGCAGGCUCGGCAAAUGCGAAUUUCUAUUUUGGAGCCACUCUGGCGUUUUCGACAGGACAAAUAUUUCUAAUUACUGAUCUGCUGUUCGCUCAUGUUAAACGCGAUUUUUGCUUGUUUAAUGGUCAAAAGAUUCUUAUCGAUGGCGAAGAAGCGAAGAUAGUCCUGAAGUAGCCAACUGAAAAUGCUGUGAAACCAGAGGAAUACGCUUAUCGCUCCGACUAAUGAGAGUAAAGUCCAGGAACAAUGUACAGAUGCAGAAGGCACUGCUCCUUGGCCAUAAUACAAUAUCAAAGGAAAGCAGGCAGCCGGGCAUAUUCUUAGAAUAAGCAACUUUAAACGAUAUCAGAUUAAAACAAAACAUUUUAUUUAAUCUUAAA
Drosophila ananassae is the source of this 1688-nucleotide messenger RNA. RefSeq names its product phosphatidylinositol glycan anchor biosynthesis class U protein (gene PIG-U). Gene Ontology annotation, biological process: attachment of GPI anchor to protein; protein localization to cell surface. NCBI's taxonomy places the organism in Eukaryota, Metazoa, Arthropoda, Insecta, Diptera, Drosophilidae. Gene Ontology annotation, cellular component: GPI-anchor transamidase complex; membrane. The record is from RefSeq and is a predicted model, not a curated record. The transcript has 4 exons. Bases 202 to 1482 code for a protein of 426 amino acids.